Molecule: messenger RNA, 3604 nt
Organism: Thunnus maccoyii (southern bluefin tuna)
Lineage: Eukaryota; Metazoa; Chordata; Actinopteri; Scombriformes; Scombridae
Gene: spp1
Product: secreted phosphoprotein 1
Exons: 8
Coding region: 1354-2493 (379 amino acids)
Biological process (GO): cell adhesion; ossification
Source: RefSeq, a predicted model, not a curated record
UGUAAAGUCUAUAAGCCAAGUGGGAAGAAACCAGCCAGCAGGAGAAACACUACUGCGCAUAUUCAGUGGGCCGCACAAUGCGGAAACAAACCUGAAGCUAGAAACGUUUUUGGCUGAUGCGCCAGGUGAGCAAUUCUUAUUGGACUGAGUAGGCACCAUUUUUGGUCCCGUAUCCAGCUCUUAUAAUACAUCCAUGUAUUAUUGCUAUUUUUUGUGGCGUUUAUUAUCAAUAUUUUUGUUUUUUUGCACAUACACUUUAAAAUUAUAUUAGGUAGGAUUAGACUACACUUCAUUGUCAGAUUUCUUUGGAAUAUAUUAUGUACAAUAUAAUGAAUAACCAUGUUUAUUACAAUUGAAUAUUACAAACACGCCACUGCAGUGCAAUCAAAUGAAUCACUUCACAUUCAUUCAUGCUACCAGCCAGAGAGAAUAUUCAUAGUUUAUGCAGUUUGAAAACUUAGUUGAAACGGACCCAAAACCUUUGAGCAUAUUCGAAACAGUCUCUAUAAAUCAUCAAGUUAUUGUACAGUUAACUGUACUCUAAUCAUAUGUGUCUGUGAUUAAUGGCAUAGUUUUAUAGCUAUUUUUUUUAGUUCCUUUGCCCUGCUCUAUCAUUUUGUUUAUGUGGUCUAUUUCUAACAAAGACAGUUAUACAUACACACACACACACACAUACAGAGAAAAAAACUAAAAAGACAUGCCUCCACUCCACUUGUUUAAGACAAAUCAGUCUGGUCUUACAGACAAAUUCUCAAUUAUCCAGUGAGACCUCAGUCAGAUGUGUUUCUUCUGUCUGUGAGGAAGCUGAAUCACUGUCAUACCACCCGGCCAUAUACGUUGCUGUUUUUUUCCCAAAGCAUGUCACUACAUGUCCUUAAAUUAACUUAACUGUGUGUGUGUGUGUGUGAAAGAGAGAGGCAGAAAAAAUAGUCACAUGCUUCUGUCUGGGUUGUAAGUGUCUGCAUGCCUUUAUCCAUGUAUUUGUCUUUGCAUUGUGUGUAUGCAUGUGUCUAUGUGUGUGUGUCUGUGUUUGCCCCCACACCACCACAGCAUCAACCACAGGAAGAGUGGGAGAGAGAGAGGAGAGGUGGACCACGGAGCGGUUAACCUCAUGACAUCACGAGCUUCGAGUUGAUUGGCUGCUGCCAGAGGCUGGAGGGUUUAUAAACCAACCAGGAGCCCCGGUCUCAGCAGCAGCAUCAUCGAGCACCGAGCAACAUCCAGGGAAACUCAGGAGCAUACUGAGCUUAAGUGAAGACAAACCACAUCUGUCUGGUACUACUCAACGUCUCUGCAGCCGCCGAACUCCUGAAGCUUUCUCCGUCUGCAAACAAGACACCAAACUGUGACACAAUGAAGGUGGCCGUUGUUUUUGUUCUGCUCUUCGCCACAGUUCUCUGCCGGCCGGCGAAACAAGUUUCUGUCAGCAGUUCGGCUAGCUCUGAAGAAGUGGUGAAAGCAGAGGUUCCUGUUGCACCUGCAGAGAUUUAUGUAGCAGCCACUCCCGCCAGCUCAGACGAGAGCACGGCGAGUUCAGAUGAGGAUGCGCAGGCCACAGCAGAUCCAACUACAUCCUCUGAUACAGUCUCCGACGACAGCCAGGACAGUGAAGACAGCGAUGAUGAUGAUGAAGCAGAGGAGAGUGAAACCGAGGAGGACGAUGACUCCAGCCACAGCUCAGAGUCGGGCGAGUCCUCCACCCCUGCUACUGUGACAGUCACCCCUGUGAUGGUCACAGAGGAGCCUGUGGCUGAAACCACCGUUGAGCCCAUCGUGCCCACCAUCGUCACUGACUCAGGCCGCGGCGACAGCAUGGGAGGUUACCCCAGCGACUACAAGUCCAUCAUCUAUGUGGAGGACAAAUCCUACCAUAAGGUUCCUGCUCCUUACAAGUCCUACGAAUUUCUUGGCACAGGAAAGAAGAUGGCCUACGACAUGACUGACGGCAACGAGGUGGAGAAGACACUGACAGUGUACAAGGCUCUUCAGGUCCACACAGAUCUGGAGGAAGACACUAGCACCCCUGAGGUAGAACACCAGGGCCUGGACGCCUCUCAGGACCAGGACGUCAGCUACCGCCAGGCCUCCUUCCCAGAUGAGAGCACUAGCACCAGCGACGCUAGCACCAGUGACGCUAGCACCAGUGACGCUAGCACCACUGACGGUAGCUCCAGCGACGGUAGCUCCAGCGACGGUAGCUCCAGCGACGGUAGCUCCAGUGACGGUAGCACCAGUGACGCCACCACCAGUGAGAGUGAAAGCUCCAGCGCUCCAGAGGAAGAGGAGGAGGAGGAGAGCGCCAGCACCGCCAGUGACAGCACCAGCGCCAGCCAGGAGUCUGAGGAUGAGGAAAGCAGCGAGGAGGCCACUGCCACACCCGGAGCUGCUGACAGCGAAUCAGAUGAGAGUGACAGUGCUGAGAGUGACUCAGAUGAGGACAAGGUGACACCUGACACCACUACUGACAUGCCGGCCGUCAUCACUGCCAAAUAAGCACUGCUCAUCCAGAAAAAUGGAGUGGAUGGUGGUGUCAGAGAUUCACAUAAAGAGUGCACGCUGCAUUCAGGUGCAAAAGUCCCCUCCUGAGCCACCUUCCACUGCAGGGGCAAACAGGGAUAACCAAGGCUCAAUCAACUAUCACAGUUACUGAUUUUAAUGUGUUCAGCCAAUAUUUCUGUGUUUAUUUGUGCAUCUUAUGAGUAGAAAUACUUUUUCUGCUGGGUUGUAUUUAAAUAAACCAAUAACUCUUUGCAUCCUGUGGUCUAGUCGCCCUGGUAAAUGUCAUUUUUGGCCCUGCAGGGGAAAGUGGUUGAUGUUGAAACUGACGAUUGCUACCUGCAACAGAGGGUUGACUGACCUCGUGACCUUUGCCUGCUCCUCUCUCACCUCUGUUACUGCAGGGUCAAAGGUCAAAACUGGAAAAGAACAAAGAAACAAAGUCCUGAUAUCUACACCAGCACAACACUGCAUUCAAUCAUUAAAUAUUAACAGCAAUAUGCAAACUUACAUUCUUUUUGUGCUUAUUAAAUAAGAGAGAAUAUGCACAGUUUAAUUUAAAUAUGUGUAACCAUUCAAGCAUAAUAAAAUUUAAACUUGACAUUAAGCCAUACAUUUGCUGCCUGUGUGGCUUAGCUUUGUUGCUUGCCAGUAUCAAAUUUGCUGGUGUAGAUAAAAGGAUGUAGACAUAGGGAAACUCAUCCUCUAAUACAGGAUUCAAUCAAGUAGAGAUGAACACAUAAACACACAAAACACAGUCCUGUUCGUUUGCACAGUCCUUACCUACACUACAUGUUGUUUGUCCCAUGUUGUUUACUGUAAUGUAUCAUAUUGUACCAUUUCUAAAGUAUUAAUAAAGUCAUUUUACAUAAAACAAGACACUGGUUGUUUACAUUUGUUUUGCAUGUUCAAGACAAACAGGCUGAGAAGACAGAUACAGAAAUAUCUGAAUAAGCAAAGCAUAAGAGUCAAAACUGUGAUACACAGAGCUGGGCCAGAUUAAAAAGAAUUAAAGGCCGUGUAAAGCAGUAAGAAAUAUGUGUUCUGAGUUUGUAACACCACAGAAAAAUGUGUAAUUAACCACCCAACCAAAUUUGAAUGAUUAAAA